AUUAAAACAUUCAACAUAAACAUGUAGGCUUGUGGCCUUUGACAGCUGAAAAAAUGCUGUGGCUAGAUUUCUUCCCACUGGAGAAGAGGUUGAUAGAAAAUACUGUUUACAGAAAUGUAACUUGGCAGUGCCCCAAUGAUAAAACUGCUGAGGGGAAGAGAGCGCAUAUCCUCACUUAUCUCCUGUGUCCUUACACAUAAGUAUCAGUUUAUUGCAACAUUGCUAUUUAUAGCAAAACAUGGCUGGGUUCUUUAAUUGGUGAAAAUACUUUCUACAUCUUUUAUUUUAAAAGUUUGCCAUUUUCUUUCUAAUGUUGGUAACACAAUAAUUCCCCUAAUGUUUUUACAUGAUCAGUAAACCAAGGGAACUUUUUUCAUUGUGGGUCCAUUUCCCAUGCCCCAAGAGUCCAGCUUUGCAUCUUUCUGCCCAAACUCCUUGUCAUGUAGUAAAUGUUCCCUCCCAGCCAGAGGAGGCAGCUCCCUCCCUGAGCACAACAAAGUACACACGUUGCUGUGGCCCAGGACUGUUUGUUUUGCACAGGGAUUAGUCAGGCCCUUUGGGACCGCCUUCAGUUGCACCUUGGGCUGCCUAUAUUAGUCAUUCGCAGGCAGGAAGAAUUUUCUUUUACUGCUCUAGCUCCUCCGGCAAACUUCGCUGAAGCUCGGAUAGCUGAGACAUGAAUAAGCAAGAGUAUGACAUACUUGUGAAAAUGAUGCCGGAAUUACAGAAAAGCACCGUUCACAUCAGGAACCCAGCCAAAGUGGAAGAGAUCCUCUGCGGCCUGAUCAAAGGAGGGGCCGCCAAACUCCAGAUAAUUACAGACUUUGAUAUGACAUUAAGCAGAUUUUCCUACAAUGGAAAAAGAUGCCCAACAUGUCAUAAUGUCAUUGACAACUGUAAACUGGUUACAGACGAAUGUCGAAAGAAGUUAUUACAACUCAGGGAAAAAUACUAUGCCAUUGAAAUCGAUCCAGUCCUUACCAUAGAAGAGAAAUACCCUUACAUGGUAGAAUGGUACACAAAGUCGCAUACGUUGCUGGUGGAGCAGGCGCUGCAGAAGAGCAAGCUUCAGGAAAUCGUGGAAGAAUCCGACGUGAUGCUCAAGGAAGGAUAUGAACAUUUCUUUGACAAACUCAAAGAAUAUAACAUCCCCGUGUUCAUAUUUUCUGCUGGUAUUGGAGAUGUCCUAGAAGAGGUGAUCCGCCAGGCCGGGGUCUAUCAUAACAAUGUCAAAGUUGUGUCCAACUUCAUGGAUUUUGAUGAGAACGGAGUGAUUAAAGGAUUUAGGGGCGAGCUGAUUCAUGUGUUCAACAAGCACGAUGGCGCCCUGAGAAACACACAGUACUUUAAGCAGCUGAAAGACAACAGCAACAUCAUCCUGCUAGGAGAUUCCCUGGGAGACCUGAGGAUGGCGGAUGGCGUGGCCAACGUGGACCACAUUCUGAAAAUUGGUUAUCUCAACGAUCGCGUGGAUGAACUCUUGGAAAAAUACAUCGACUCUUAUGAUAUCGUUCUGGUAAGAGAGGAAUCCCUGGCGUUGGUCAGUUCCAUCCUCCAGAAGAUCCUAUGAGCAAGCAACCGGCAGGAAGCCUUCCUCCCUGAGGACCACCAGGCAGAGGUACAGCUCUGGCCUCCCUGGGCGGCCUCGCUACUCACUGGCCUCCGGCCCCGGGAGGCUCGUCUUCCCAUCGCUUGACUACCCUCUGAUCAUAUUCCAAAUAACAUAGUGACUCCAUCAAGUGGAUGCUUUGAAAUAAAAGUAUUUUCACCUUUUACCACACUCUCAACCACACAUUGCAAGAAUUCACAAAAAGACCCAAGCCCCUUGAAAGCCAGAUUGUGGAAACAGAUGCCCCCUUCCCCUCCCUCUCCAGAAGUGGAUUGCAUUUCCUUUUAUCCUGGAUGUGUUAAGGAAUGUUUUACUGUGUGCUGUGAUUCCCAGGGCCUGAGUCGUCCAUGCUGUUCCAUCAGAUGAUGUGCAGGCUUUUAAGCGUUGCCUUUUUUGUACAUCUGGCAUAUUCCCCCACCGAUCGAGACAGCCUUGGCGAGGCAUCCAAACUGCAGCCUGCGGCACAAUUGACUCUGAGGUCGUGUAGCUGACCCUCGGGGUAGCCUGACUCUCUGCCUUUGGUCAGUCAUUCUGGUGAGAUGUGAUUGCCCACAACAGAAAGGCUGGCCCGUGGUACCUCAGGGGAAAACCCUGGGGCUGGGCCUGUGUCUGUGUCUGGGUUUAGAUGCGCACACCCAACAACCAGCAGUUUGAGGUGGCGGGAAAGGGGUUCAAAUUCAACUCUUGAUGGAAAAGAAAACGACCAGUGUCUCUGGAGUCAGUGGCUCUGGGGCUGGAAAGGACCCUUAGAGACCCUCCCAUUUUACUGAGGUGGCAUCUCAGGGCCUCAGGGAGUGCCACGUGGAGCCAGGCUGUGCCAUCGGGGCCCCCACACCCAAAGGGAGCGCGCUUCCCUCUCUGCUGGAGUGGCGGCCAGCUUGUUAGACUGAACCAUUUCAGAAUUCGGACCAAGAUUCUCUAAGCAAGGUGCGGUCACCCGUUCCUGAAAAAUAACCAUCAUGGGGAGGGUCAGGAGGAGUCCAGAAGUUUCUAAGUCCUUUGAAAUUCAACAGUAGCUUUUCCCAGAGAAACAACGCUCUAAGUGGUGGUUAGGUUCCCAAAUCAACGCCCAUGAUCAUGUUUAGCUGUAACGUGCCUGACAUACCGUCCAUUGGCCAUGGAAAGAGGUAGAGGAGGUACUGUCAGAACACCUCCGAACAGGGCAGAAAAUCAAUUUAAAAUAUGCCUAUCUUGAGUGUUAGCGCAUCGGACGGGAUCUCACGAUGACAAACGUAUAUGAAGUGUGCAUGUUGAACGUGGUAACCCUAGGCUCUGUCUUCCCUGCGUGGAUAAGUGUGGCUAGCCCUGGAGAGGGACAGAGCGCUCCCCUCCCGGCAGCCCCAGAGGGGCAAGCCGCCAUUUUGGAGGGGAGUGGAGGGUGUCAAGCAGAAGCUUGUUGAGGCAGUGACUGAAGGGAGUCCUAGACAGGGUCAGGUUGGAGUGGCCUUCAAGGCUCCACACUCCCCUCUCUCGCCUUUCUCCUUCAUCCAGCUGCCAGAAUCCUUUUGCUCAUGGCACUGCUCUGCUCAGAAAAGUCAGUGGCUCCCUAGGACCGGCAGAGGAUGGGGGGAAUUCCUUUGGUCUUCAUAGGAUCAUCUGCCUUUAUCUGACAGAGGAGGAAACUGAGGCCCUGGGAGGCGAAGGGACGUCCUUGUCCCAGGUCCCCACUAGGAUCCCCGCUCUCGAGCUGAUAUUAUCAUUCAGACGUUUCAGUCGUGUCCCACUCUUCGUGACCCCCUCUGGGCUUUUCUUGGCAAGGAUACUGGAGUGAUUUGCCAUUUCCU
Molecule: messenger RNA, 3393 nt
Organism: Vombatus ursinus (common wombat)
Lineage: Eukaryota; Metazoa; Chordata; Mammalia; Diprotodontia; Vombatidae
Gene: NT5C3A
Product: 5'-nucleotidase, cytosolic IIIA
Exons: 10
Coding region: 677-1570 (297 amino acids)
Cellular component (GO): cytoplasm
Molecular function (GO): 5'-nucleotidase activity; magnesium ion binding
Source: RefSeq, a predicted model, not a curated record